This is a messenger RNA of Striga hermonthica, 1443 nucleotides long. The record is from the annotation of a GenBank genome assembly. Lineage: Eukaryota; Viridiplantae; Streptophyta; Magnoliopsida; Lamiales; Orobanchaceae.
AUGGAAAAUGAUGAAUUUGCAGUUCCCACCUUCGUCCGCUCUGUCCCGAAUCAAGAACAUCGUGAGUAUACAAACCAAUUAAGAAAAUGUCAAAAAUCCGAAAGGCAAUUGAAUUCAGAAGAGUUGUUGACUCCAUCACUAGUCGAAAAGGCUGAAUCUUUGAAGAAAAAAACUGAUAGUUCUGGCAAAUUGAAUACUAAUAAUGGUGUGGAGUACAAUCCCGACAACGAAAGGUGCAACCCCUCUGUAUUGGAUAGGAAUAUCAUGACACUGGAUAAAAGAAGUGAUUCUACCUCUGUCAUGGAUUUUCCAUGUGAGGAUCAGAAUAUUUUGCACGAUAUCAGUAAUAAAACGGGAUUUCAAGACAGGCCAUGUAGAUCACAGCAGAUGAGAGAUUUAGACAGAGUUGACAGUUUGUCUGAAAAUUCUGUGGUGGAUUCAGUUUUCCCACUCGAUAUAACGCCCGAUGAUGUGGUAGGAGUAAUAGGUCAAAAACAUUUCUGGAAAGCAAGAAGAGAAAUCGUAAACCAACAAAGAAUUUUUGCCGUUCAAGUAUUUGAGUUACAUCGACUGAUAAAGGUCCAGAGACUGAUAUCUGCAUCACCACAGAUUUUGCUCGAUGACUCAGCUUAUUUCCCCAAACCAAUCAAAUUAGCUUCUCCUGGUAAAAGAAAAACGCUAAAUAAUCCCUUCAAAGAAAACCCGCACAUACCCAAGCCGAAAGGCGGACCCGAAAAGCCCGUUCAGGAGACGAAAUCCGGCUUCGAAAAUGCUACCACCGAGAAGAAAUCGAUUUCUUCUGCUUCCUUUCACAAUGGGUUACAGCCUCCGAGCAAUUCUGGGCCUUGGGGUUUCAGUCCUCAGUUGCUCGGUAACCAGUGGUUGAUUCCUGUGAUGUCCCCUUCCGAAGGGCUGGUUUACAAACCAUACCCUGGGCCUGGAGUCAUGGGCUCAGCCUGCGGCGGAUUUGGGCUGCCCGGGAUGGGCCAUUUUCAGAAUCCAGCGGGCCCAUUCAUUGGCCCACAAUUAUCUUCUUUUCCUCCGGUGGGCCCACAUGGCUAUUUCCCGCCAUAUGGCAUGCCGGUUUCAUAUGGGCCUGGAUUCUCAGGCUCGUCUGCCAAACAAACAAGCGGGCCAUCCAUUCCGAGUCGAAUCUCCCGGGACAUGCAGAACCAAGAUGAUGUCAGUAAUGUCGAAACACAAGCUAGCAUUGUGAGUAGUCCUGUUGAGAAUAAUAUUGAAGGAAAAAAUCCUGUGGAGGAGAGAAACGAGCUUCCACUUUUCCCCAUGUCCACGAAACCAGGCCCACGGGCUCCCGAGCCCAAGGGUCCGACUCGGGUGAUUAAGGUCGUGCCUCAUAAAGCCAGGUCUGCAAGCGAAUCUGCUGCUAGGAUUUUUCGGGCGAUACAAGAAGGAAGAGAAAACAAAAAUGAUCUGUCUUGA